CUACCUUGCUAUCUGCUCUCUCUAUCUCCGUCCCUCCCCCCCUCUAGCGUCCCCUCAGCCGCAGAACCAUAUGCAGUGUGGAGCCGUGAACUAUGCUGUAGUCCGACAAGGUGCGACCAUCCUCCAGCUGCCUGCACACACACACACACACACAUCAGACACAUACACACAAGCCCCCCCCUCCCCCGUCUCUCUCUGUCGACCCACUCACUUGCCGCCGAAGAUCAGCCGUUGCUGAUCUACCGGGAUGCCCUCGUGACGCUGCACAGCGUCCCUGACGGCCUCUAUCAUGGCCGCCGGAAGGGCCCAGAGGAAGAAGAUUUUGCCUCCCAUGUCCUUGACAUACAGCUGGAUGUACUGAUCACGGACCUCGCUGCAAAGCACAGCAUAGUCACAACACACAGACCGGAUAAUGAGAGGCGCCCUCACGUGUGGUUCCAUUGCCUCUUAUCAGGUAUCUACCUGCUGGGUGUGUGUGUGAGUACGGAAGAGCCGUGGUCGUGAACGGCCGACGCCAACGUGCUGCUGUCGCCCCACCACACAGAGGCAAACAUGCAUCCGGACAAUCACCAUUUGGUGUGUUCUCACUCACUCACCACUUGUAUGGGUAUCCAUAGAGCUCUGCAAACUUGUCUGAGGCGGCCUGCCGGCGGCGCAUCUUCAACGCAUCGCUGUCGAACUCGCCCAUCGGAUCGCUGCACGUAUCAGCGUGAGGGAAAGGGCCACACACACAGAAUAUCGCAAUAUGCUCUCUGUGGUCUGUGUGGUGUUGUGUGUCUGUGUGUGCUUACUGUGGGAUGACGGGUUCGAUGCCGACGAUGCGCGAGAGCGACAUGUACAGCACCGGAUCGACCAGAACUGAGUGCCACACUUCGUCGAUGUGCGCCGGCACCGACAGGCGGCAGCUGCGGUCGUUCUCAACACCCUUCUGCACACACACACAUCACACCACACACGGCAGCAAACAGACCAUUUGUGCGUACACACGUGUGUCUUUGUGAUUCAUCGUACGACCAGCAUCAUGAAGAGCAGGAAGUCCCUCACAGCCCCUGAUGGCUCAGCCCCAAUGCCCUCCUGCGUGAGGCGGUAGAUGACCUCGUGCCACUUGAGCACCAUGAGCUCCUCCCAACGACCGACCAGAUGCUGUCAAAGGACACACACGGCACACAAGCCCCAGAAGCAGCCAUCUUCCCUCCUCUCAUGCGUGCCAUUCCCUGUGUGGGAAGUGAUGAGUGCGGUUCUGGCUGGCCUCACCUCUGGAAGGUCAUGGUCGAGGGGCGCCACACGCAAAGGACGCCCAGCCAUGCCGCUACCAAUGAGGAAAGUCUGGAGGGUUUGCGUUAGGGUUAGGGUAGGUUUGUCAAACCCGCCCUCACCCCGAGACCCUCAAGGCUUGGGUUGAUAUUUGUGUGUGUUGCAGGCACCAGGAUGAUGUGCUUUUUUAUGAUCGUGCUCGUGAGAGUCUUGUCCACUGCCUGGGCCUUGCCAGGGCGUCUGCGUCCCACCGUCCCAGCAAUGCCUUCCUAGUCCAGAGACAGAUGAGAGACAAUGACGUGUCUUCUUCGUUGCCUCACCCGUGGACAACCGUGCGAACAUGAUGACGUAAAGGACGUUGGUCAGCUGCAAAGAGACCGUUGCCCUUUCCAUCGUCAGCCACGCACGCGUGUCCAUACGGGUGAGCCAACGAGAGACUGACCCAACCACACCAACAGAUUAUCCAUGAGAAGAAAGGAAUGAAGAAUGUGGAACCGUGUGUGUGUAUGCUUCGCUUCGCAAUCCUGCUGAUGAUUCAGCGAAAGCUAAUGCGAGCCGCCGCUUUCGCUUUCGCUGUCUGACCAGCAGCAUUGCGAAGCCAAACACACACACACAUAAGCACAAUACACCACAUAGUAUCCACAGCCGAGGGAGAGAGAGGAGGUCAGAUGGCUACAGAGCAUACAGAUCAGCUGACUGGAUGGCUGGAUGGCUACACAGGCAGGCGGGCCUCACACACGGCGGGACAAAUCGUACCUGUACCCCUCCAAAACGACCACACACGACACCUCCACACACACAACACUGACAGCACUCACAUACACUCAUUCGCUGCUUUGCACCGGCCGCCGCAACACUGCAUCCAUUCAUCUCUUUCGCCAGUCAUCAUCCCUCAGCCUGGCCGUCUUGCCGACAUCCAUCGGCCCCCGCAGUAACCUCACAGCUGCCCACAGACCGCCGCUCCAUCCCGAAGAGCGGCCGGCCACCUGUCGUCUUGUGUGAUCGCGCGUCGGUG
This is a messenger RNA of Vitrella brassicaformis, 2269 nucleotides long. The record is from the annotation of a GenBank genome assembly. NCBI's taxonomy places the organism in Eukaryota, Vitrellaceae.